CAUGAUCCAAUUACCUCCACCUGGUCUCACCCUUGACAUGUAGGGAUUAUUGGGACUAUAAUUUGAGGUGAGAUUUGGAUGGGGACACAGAGCCAAACCGUAUCAAGUGUUAUCUAUGAAUUAGGAGGCAGGCCCUCAGCAGACACUGAAUCUGCUGGUGCUUUAAUCUAAGGCUUCCCAGCUUCUAGAACGGUGAGAAAUAAAUUUCUGUUGUGUAUAAGCCAUUCAGUCUAUGGAUGUCUGACCCCACUUGCCCCCGCUCACCAUCUUCCAGCCACACACCCCUUCUUUCUAGUCUCCAAACACUAAUCUGGCUUCUCCUGGAGACUUCACUCUUGUUCCCUCUGCUUGGAAUUCUUUGAAGCCAGAACGUUGCAAGCUCCAUUCUUUCUCAUCCUUCUUUAGUCAGCUCAAGACGCCACCACCACAGAAAAGUCUCCUUUGACCAUCCAAGCAUUCUCUCUCCCAUCACCCUGUUUUUUCUUCAUAGCUCUUCUUGCAAACUGCAGUUACUUAUUUAUUAUAUUUUGUUUCCUCUGCCAGCCUGGGAACUCCAUGAGGGCAGCGAUCUUGUCUGUCGUGGUCGCCACUGUGUUCCCAGCUCGUAGACUACGGCCCAGCCCUUGGCGCUCAAGGAUUAAGAAAUUGCUUUAGCUUAAGGAAUUCUAGAAUCACUUUCUCCUGACAGAGCCGACUCUAAUCAAGUGAGAAAGGUGAAGGCUGUGGCUGCCUGUGCCCAAGGCGUGACGGUUCGGCCCAAGGCCCAGCCUCCUCCCCGCCCCUGUUCUUGUCCUCCCCCGACGGGUCUCGAUAAAGUUCGUUUGAUGGCGCGCCGCGCGGGGGCUUCUGGGAACGGCCAGCGUUGGCCAAUCAGGAAGCGGGGGAGAGCGGCGCGAGAAGCGGCGGCCGCGUACUUCAGCCGGCACCCAAGCGGCGGAGACAGCUGUUGUACAAGGAUCUGUAUCUCCAAUGGAUACUGACGGCUUUGGUGAGCUCCUUCAGCAAGCUGAACAGCUUGCUGCUGAGACUGAGGGCAUCUCAGAGCUUCCCCAUGUGGAACGGAACUUACAGGAGAUCCAGCAGGCGGGUGAGCGCCUGCGUUCCCGAACCCUCACACGCACGUCCCAGGAGACAGCAGAUGUCAAGGCGUCAGUUCUCCUUGGAUCUCGGGGACUUGACAUAUCCCACAUCUCCCAGCGACUGGAGAGUCUGAGUGCAGCCACCACCUUUGAGCCUCUCGAGCCUGUGAAGGACACAGACAUUCAGGGAUUCCUAAAGAAUGAGAAGGACAAUGCCCUGCUGUCUGCCAUUGAAGAGUCCCGGAAGAGGACCUUCGGCAUGGCUGAGGAGUACCAUCGAGAGUCAAUGUUGGUUGAAUGGGAGCAAGUGAAACAGCGAAUUCUGCACACACUGCUGGCGUCAGGAGAAGACGCCCUUGACUUUACUCAAGAAAGCGAGCCAAGCUACAUCAGUGAUGUGGGACCCCCUGGUCGAAGCUCUCUGGAUAGCAUCGAGAUGGCCUAUGCCCGGCAGAUUUAUAUCUAUAAUGAGAAGAUUGUAAAUGGACACCUGCAGCCUAACCUGGUGGACCUUUGUGCUUCCGUUGCGGAGCUGGAUGAUAAGACGGAGUUUCGCUGUUGUUAUCCAGGCUGGAGUGCAAUGGCACGAUCUCGGCUCACCGCAACCUCUGCCUCCUGGGUUCAAAACAUUUCUGACAUGUGGACCAUGGUGAAACAAAUGACAGACGUGUUGUUGACACCAGCAACUGACCCCCUGAAGAAUCGCAGCAGCGUGGAAGUGCGCAUGGAGUUUGUCAGGCAGGCCUUGGCGUACCUUGAGCAGAGUUAUAAGAAUUACACCCUUGUGACUGUCUUUGGAAAUUUGCAUCAGGCCCAACUGGGUGGGGUGCCUGGGACUUACCAGUUGGUUCGAAGUUUCCUGAACAUUAAACUUCCAGCUCCCUUGCCUGGACUACAGGAUGGAGAGGUGGAAGGCCAUCCUGUGUGGGCCCUGAUUUACUACUGCAUGCGCUGUGGAGACCUGCUUGCUGCUUCACAGGUAGUUAAUCGAGCCCAGCACCAACUGGGAGAGUUUAAAACCUGGUUCCAGGAGUACAUGAACAGCAAGGACAGAAGAUUGUCCCCAGCUACAGAAAACAAGCUCCGGCUGCAUUACCGCAGGGCUCUCAGGAACAAUACAGAUCCCUACAAGCGGGCUGUGUACUGUAUCAUUGGCAGAUGUGAUGUCACUGACAACCAGAGUGAAGUGGCGGACAAAACUGAGGACUACCUGUGGCUGAAGUUGAACCAAGUGUGUUUUGACGACGAUGGCACCAGCUCCCCACAAGACCGGCUCACUCUCUCACAGUUCCAGAAACAGUUGUUGGAAGACUAUGGCGAGUCACACUUUACAGUGAACCAACAGCCCUUCCUCUACUUCCAAGUCCUAUUCCUGACAGCACAGUUUGAAGCUGCAAUUGCCUUUCUUUUUCGCAUGGAGCGGCUGCGCUGCCAUGCUGUCCAUGUGGCACUUGUGCUGUUUGAGCUGAAAUUGCUUUUAAAGUCCUCCGGACAGAGUGCUCAGCUCCUCAGCCAUGAGCCUGGUGACCCUCCUUGCAUGCGGCGGCUGAACUUUGUGCGGCUCCUCAUGCUCUACACCCGGAAGUUUGAGUCCACGGACCCAAGGGAAGCCCUUCAGUACUUCUAUUUCCUCAGGGAUGAGAAAGAUAGUCAAGGAGAAAACAUGUUUCUGCGCUGUGUGAGUGAGCUUGUGAUUGAAAGCCGAGAGUUCGAUAUGAUUCUUGGGAAACUAGAGAAUGAUGGAAGUAGAAAGCCUGGAGUCAUAGAUAAAUUUACUAGUGACACAAAGCCUAUUAUCAACAAAGUUGCUUCCGUGGCAGAAAAUAAGGGACUAUUUGAAGAGGCAGCAAAGCUGUAUGACCUUGCCAAGAAUGCUGAUAAGGUACUGGAACUGAUGAACAAACUGCUGAGCCCUGUCGUCCCCCAGAUCAGUGCCCCGCAGUCCAACAAGGAGAGGCUGAAGAACAUGGCGCUCUCCAUUGCCGAACGGUAUAGGGCUCAAGGAAUAAGCGCAAAUAAAUUUGUGGACUCUACGUUCUAUCUUCUUUUGGACUUGAUCACCUUUUUUGACGAGUAUCAUAGUGGCCAUAUUGAUAGAGCUUUUGAUAUAAUUGAACGCUUGAAGCUGGUGCCUCUGAACCAGGAAAGUGUGGAAGAGAGAGUGGCCGCCUUCAGAAAUUUCAGCGAUGAAAUCAGGCACAACCUCUCAGAAGUGCUUCUUGCCACCAUGAACAUCUUGUUCACACAGUUUAAGAGGCUCAAGGGGACAAGUCCAUCCUCGUCGUCCAGGCCCCAGCGAGUCAUUGAGGACCGUGACUCUCAACUCCGAAGUCAAGCCCGAACCCUGAUUACCUUUGCUGGAAUGAUACCCUACCGAACGUCUGGGGACACCAAUGCAAGGCUGGUGCAGAUGGAGGUCCUCAUGAAUUAAGUGCCAUGCUUUGCGGGCUUCUGGGUCUGCACAUUGUCAGUACAUCAGGCACAUGGGCCCACUAGGGUGGGGUUUCUGGUUUUGUUUCUGUUGUGUUUUGGUUUGGUUUCUGUAUUAUGUAUUUUUGUCAACCCCAAUAAAUUUCUUUGAUUUGUA
Messenger RNA from Callithrix jacchus (white-tufted-ear marmoset), 3666 nucleotides. RefSeq names its product nucleoporin 93 (gene NUP93). NCBI's taxonomy places the organism in Eukaryota, Metazoa, Chordata, Mammalia, Primates, Cebidae. Gene Ontology annotation, cellular component: nuclear pore. Gene Ontology annotation, molecular function: structural constituent of nuclear pore. The record is from RefSeq and is a predicted model, not a curated record. Gene Ontology annotation, biological process: protein import into nucleus; poly(A)+ mRNA export from nucleus.